ACCCUUUGAAACAUACACCUGUGAGCAGUACACACAGAGCCACUUCAAGAGACGAUCAAGAGACAAAUACAGCAAAUCAUGGUGUCCGCUGGCCUUCAGAUGCUGGGCACCGCCCUGGCCAUUAUAGGAUGGAUUGGUUUGAUCGUGGUCUGCGCACUUCCCAUGUGGAAGGUCACAGCCUUCAUCGGCAAUAAUAUUGUAACGGCACAGAUUUCAUGGGAGGGAAUUUGGAUGAGCUGUGUUGUACAGAGCACUGGACAGAUGCAAUGUAAAGUCUACGACUCCAUGCUGGCCCUCUCCUCAGACCUUCAGGCUGCCCGCGCCCUCACCAUCAUUUCCAUCGUAAUUGGAAUCUUGGGCAUCCUUCUGGCUGUGGCUGGUGGCAAAUGCACCAACUGUGUUGAAGACGAGAGUUCGAAAUCCAAGGUUGGUAUCACUUCGGGCGUGAUUUUCAUCAUAGCUGGGGUGCUGUGUAUGGUCCCGGUGUGCUGGACAGCCCACGUCAUCAUCAAGGACUUCUACAAUCCCUUGCUGAAUUCAGCUCAAAAGAGAGAGAUUGGAGCAGCACUCUACAUCGGCUGGGGGGCCGCUGCCCUGUUGCUCAUAGGGGGUGGUUUGCUAUGCUGCAACUGCCCGCCAAAGGAGAAUAAUGGAAAUUACACUGCAAAGUAUAAGGCUACCCCUCGGUCUGACGCCUCAGCACCAACCGGCAAAAACUUUGUGUAAAACCAAGAACUCUGAUAAUGGAUCCUGCCUAUGAUGUUUACAAUCUUGGGUUUGUCCAGGAUGUAGUGGCUCAAAGUUUUUGGAUCUAAGCAAGUAUCAUGGGGAAAGCAGCUUUCCAAAUGUUUAUACACUGUACUAGAAAACAAGAGGGUAAUGAAGAACCACAUUUAAAAAUCCUCUUGUCUGUCAAAGUAGGCUAAUCUGGAAAUUAAACAUGAUUUAAUUGUUAACUCUUUUGUAAUGUGGUCCUGAUAAAUGUGUAAUGUGGUUUUUCAAGUAUUCAAACUCAUGCUUUGUAAAUAUUCCUAUGAUGUACAGCAAACAGCAAAAUGCUUAGAUUUUUUUUCAGCUUUUUUGAUAUGAUGAAAAAUGGGGAAAAUAAAAAAAAUAUUGCUUUCAUACCU
This is a messenger RNA of Xyrauchen texanus (razorback sucker), 1130 nucleotides long. RefSeq names its product claudin-4-like. Lineage: Eukaryota; Metazoa; Chordata; Actinopteri; Cypriniformes; Catostomidae. The transcript has a single exon. Bases 79 to 726 code for a protein of 215 amino acids. Gene Ontology annotation, biological process: cell adhesion; bicellular tight junction assembly. Gene Ontology annotation, cellular component: bicellular tight junction; plasma membrane. The record is from RefSeq and is a predicted model, not a curated record. Gene Ontology annotation, molecular function: structural molecule activity.